Messenger RNA from Petromyzon marinus (sea lamprey), 1361 nucleotides. RefSeq names its product retinoic acid receptor responder 1 (gene RARRES1). Gene Ontology annotation, molecular function: metalloendopeptidase inhibitor activity. The record is from RefSeq and is a predicted model, not a curated record. Lineage: Eukaryota; Metazoa; Chordata; Hyperoartia; Petromyzontiformes; Petromyzontidae.
GGCAUGCAGCAGCUUCCCUGAAUCGCCACUGGCCCUGGCAAAUAAGUCACCACUGCAAAAACACAGCGGGGACGCAUUGCUACAUCUCGCUUGUUUGAACAGGGAGCCCUCCUCUCAAAGCAAACAUCGCAAAGUCCUUCCAUCGCAAAGCCACCGAGGUAAAGCAGCGAUGGCGACGGGGGCUGCAUCGACAUCCGAGGCUGCCGCGCGAUUGCUGCUGCUGCUGCUGCCGCCACUGCUGCUUCUACUGCCACCGUCCCUCGACGGCUUGUCGAUCGUCAGCAGCUGCCCCGGCGUGCACGGCAGCGACAACUACCGCAAGUGCUUCUGCGACGAGGGCGGCAGCUUCGUGUGCGACCUCUUCGACUCGCACGCGUUGCCCAACCGGCUCGCUCGCCUCGCCGCUGACCGAUACAACGUGGAACGCGGAUCGCCCGCGCGCUCCUACGAACUCCGGGGGGUCAUCGCCGCGCAGGAGAUCCUGUGCUCCGCGCGAGAAGCCAACGCCAUGGACUGUUGCGAGAGGGCCUUUUUUGGAGGGCUCAUACCGUGGAAGGCGCAGAUGGACACAAAUGCGCCUUCCAAUUAUCACUUCGCCUUUGAAUUAACGGAAUAUCCGAGCAAGCUCGUGGGCAAGUGCAAGGCGCACAUCAGCUUCCCGAGGCUGCCCGGCAAGGCCAUGCGGGCCGACCUCCUGGCCUGUGACUUCCCGCGGGGCGGCGACGCGGGGCCAAUCCCCGUCAAAGACGACGACGCCGCCGGCGGCGGCAUCUCGCUGAGAGACGCCCUGGAGAAGCUGGGGACUAAACCGCCGGCAGUCAUCGGCUCGGUGUUCCCUGACAGCUUUGGGAAUGUCCUGAGCGUGCUGAAACCGUUCUGGAGGCUGGCGAAGAUCGGAGGAAGCUUCGUGAACCUGGAGAGGGGGGACGUAAGCAGCAAAGUAACGCUGGCCCAAGUGCGCAGCGUCCGGCAAGUGCCCGAGAGUGACCCCGAGAGUGACCCCGAGAGUGACCCCCAGGGUGACCCCAAGGGUGACCCCAAGGGUGACCCCAAGGGGCUGCAGUUCCAAUUCAUUGCCCUGAUGCACGAGCUCCCAUCGCAGGAAAUCAUCACGUGCUCAAUGCUGAUUGGCUGGCGCGAAGGGCAGAAGGUCGCCGUGCGGUUCAACUGCUCCGAGCCGGCGUGCCUCGCUCCGGCCCCGGAGGACGGCUCCGGAUCCGGGCAGGGCUAGCGGCUGGGCCAUCGCGACAACUGCGAAGGAGCUCGCUCACUCACCCCCUCACCACUCACUCGCUCACUCACCCCCUCACCACUCACUCGCUCACUCACCCCCUCACCACUCACUCGCUCACUCACCCCCU